GGCCCUUGCAGUUCGGAGUCGCGGAACCCGCGCGAUGAAGUGCGUGUUUGUUACUGUAGGGACCACCAGCUUUGACGACCUCAUUGCGUGUGUAUCGGCUUACGACAGUCUACAAAUAAUCAAGAAACUUGGUUACAACCGACUUGUCCUACAAAUAGGUAGAGGAAAGGUGGUGCCUGAAUCAUUCAGUACAGAGUCUUUUACUCUGGAUGUUUACAGGUACAAGGAUUCAUUGAAAGACGACCUUCAAAAAGCAGAUCUUGUUAUUAGCCACGCAGGUGCAGGAAGUUGUUUGGAGACUCUGGAAAAUAGAAAGCCACUUGUAGUGGUUAUAAAUGAAAAAUUGAUGAACAAUCACCAGCUAGAAUUGGCAAAGCAGCUUCACAAGGACGGCCAUCUCUUCUACUGUACCUGCAGCACGCUUCCUGGGCUGUUACAGUCAAUGGACUUAUCAACACUGAAAUGUUUUACUCCUGGCCAGCCAGAAAAAUUUUCUGCAUUUUUGGAUAAAGUUAUCAAGAAUUGCCAAGAUUCUUCUGCGCUGACUCCCAGCGCCUUCUCAUGCCUAGACUUUGAGCUGCUUUCCGGAUACCUGAAUAAGCAAGCCCUUGUCACUGCUACCCAUUCUGCCUGCACCCUGCUUUUUCCUUUUUGCUACUCUUGCGUUCUUCUCCCUCACGUUUCUACCCUGUGCACAAUGCAUAAAGGAUGGAAAAAGUUCUGCGGCCAGAAGUCUCUGAAUGAGACCUCAAUGGAUGAAUAUUUAGGCAGCUUAGGGCUGUUUCGAAAGCUGACUGCCAAGGAUGCCUCUUGCCUCUUUCGUGCUAUUUCGGAGCAGUUGUUCUGCAGCCAGGUCCAUCAUUUGGAUAUCAGGAAGGCUUGUGUCUCUUAUAUGAGGAAAAAUCAACGAAAUUUUGAGUCUUAUGUGGAGGGAUCUUUUGAGAAGUACCUGGAACGAUUAGGAGAUCCCAAGGAAAGUGCUGGCCAGCUGGAAAUAAGAGCUCUUUCACUAAUUUACAAUCGAGAUUUUAUUCUUUAUCGAUAUCCUGGAAAGCCUCCAACUUGUGUCACAGAAAAUGGCUAUGAAGAUAAGAUUCUUCUCUGUUAUUCAAGUAAUGGCCAUUAUGAUUCAGUGUAUUCAAAACAAUUUCAGUCAAGUGCAGCUAUUUGUCAAGCUGUAUUGUAUGAAAUUCUCUAUAAAGAUGUAUUUGUUGUGGAUGAAGAAGAGUUGAGGACUGCAAUUGAACUGUUUCGAAGUGGUUCCAGGAAGAACAGAAAUAUUGCUGUGACUGGCAGUGAAGAUGCACAUAUUGACUACAAGAGUUCAUCUCAGGAUAGGACUGAAGAGUGGGGUGCCAUCUGCCCUGUUGAAAAUAUACCAGCAGGGUGCAGUCAAGGAACAGAAGAAGCAAAGUCUCCAGGAAGUCCAUCAAAGAUGCUCUUCCCCUAUAAGGUGCUCAAAGCCUUGGAUCCAGAAAUCUAUCGGAAUGUAGAAUUUGAUGUUUGGUUGGACAGUAGAAAAGAACUUCAAAAAUCUGAUUUUAUGGAGUAUGCUGGGAGACAAUACUUUUUGGGAGACAAGUGUCAGGUUCGCUUGGAAUCAGGUGGAAAAUUUUAUAAUGCUCAUAUUCAGGAAGUUGGAAAUGAGAACAAUUCAGUAACCGUCUUCAUUGAAGAACUAGCAGAAAAGCAUGCUGUUCCACUGGCAAACUUAAAGCCAAUUACCCAAGUGACACCCGUUCCUGCCUGGAAUGCUUUGUCCAGUCGGAAAGGAAGAGGUUACCAGAAAAUACCUAUGAGCUAUGUCCCAGAAAUGGCUAUAUCAGAAAUGGACAUGAAACAACGGAAGAAGAUGUUCAGAAAAGUUAGAGGGAAGGAGGUUUAUAUGUCUAUGGCUUAUAGCAGGGGAGACCCUCUACUCCCACCCAGGCUACAACACAAUAUGCACUAUGGGCAUGAUCCUUCAUUGCACUACUCACAGACAACUGGCAAUGUUAUGACUACUGAACAUUUUCAUCCUCAACAUUCAUCCCAGAGACAAGGCCGGGGCUUUGGGGGACCCAGGGAUUCAUCUCGAUUUAUAAAUAGGAGCAACAUGGUGACCCCUAAAGUUGGUUUUUACCCUGCCCCAGGUAAAAGGUGCUGCCAGAGCUAUGAUAACUUCUCCUAUAGAUCUCGUUCCUUUAGGCGUAGUCACCGCCAGAUGCAUUGUAUGAAUAAGGAAUGUCAGUAUAGCUUUACCCCAGAGAAUGGACAAAUACCCAGGGACUUGGAACAAACCAUUUCUUAUUAUGAAGUUGAAGAAGGGGAUCAAACUUCAUAUCCAACUUUACCUAAUCAUGGAGGUCUCUCUUCAGUGGUUCCCACUACUUCAAGAUACUGUGUUGCAAGGCGAGGCCAUAGUUCAGGCAAACAGACUUUGGAUUCAGAGGAGGUUGAUGGCCAGAAUGACAAUGGUGGAUAUCCUGAAGAAUAUAUUUAUCCUUCAGAACCAGACUAUGAAACUUCAGGUGUUUAUAGCACAACUGAAUCUACAGCAAACUUGUCUCUUCAGGACAGAAGACCAUGUUCUGUCUCUGCUCAGGAUACAGUUACCUCAUAUAACUACUCCCAGAAGGGGAUGGUAAAUUCUGCAGCAAUUGCAGCUUCCUGUGCCAAUAAAGUUCCAGCUCCAGACUUAUCUAACUGUGCAGCAGCUAAUCAACCUAGUAGUACCACUUCAGUUUCUUCAUCGAAUGCUAUACAGCCUCUAUUUGUAUCUUCACCUAUACAAGGCAGGCCAGUGGUUGCUUCACCAUCCUAUCCAUACUUUUCUGCUACUCCUAUACCUGCUGCCACAAUUCCACCACCUCUCCCUCCUCCUCCUCCUCCUCCUCCUCCUCUUGAGGUGGGAGGAGCAUCAAAUUUACCACCACCACCUCCACCUUACUCUUGUGAUCCAAGUGGUAGUGAUCUUCCUCAAGAUACAAAAGUUUUGCAAUACUAUUUCAAUCUGGGAUUACAGUGCUAUCACCACAACUACUGGCAUGCCAUGAUAUAUGUGCCACAGAUGCAGCAGCAGCAGCUUCAUUUAGAAAAUUAUCCAAUCUAUACUGAAUCACCUUCUCUGGUAGAUCAAACUGCUCCUCACAUUAGUGAGAUGGGGAGACAAGACGGCAUACAGGCAGAAGCAUCAGCAAAUGGCACUUAUACAAAUGUUGACCCUGCAUCUGUCCCUCAUGGAACAGUCUAUUAUCCAGUGAUGUCAGAUCCCUAUGGGCCAACUCCUUUGCCAGCCUUUGAUUCCUGCAUUCCUGUUGUGCCAGAUUAUCCCUAUAAUGCCCCCUGGCAUCCAGUUGGUGCACCAUAUGGUGGCCCUUCUCAUCUCCAUGGUGCUAUGAAUCCUGGGCCUGUUGGCUAUAUUGCUUCACCUCCCUCAGCCUCUCAUUAUGUACCUCAGAAUAUGUAAGAAUAAGCAGUAUGGUGUAUUCUUGCACUGCCAUUUUUCUUGCUGUUGAUUUUUUUAAAAGUAUUUCAUGUUUAAGUGAUAGAGGUGAUUAGAGUGGUUACCCUUGUGUUUGUAUUUAAGGUUAUUUUAGCUUUUGAUUUAAAAUUGUACUUUAAAAGAAUUAUUACUUUGGGUUGUUAAUAAGAAAAUUGAGACAUGUACAACUAUUGAGCAUACUUUAUUGCAUUCAGCUAUUCUGUCAUUGAGCUUGUUAGCUUUGUUUGCUGAUGGUUCCAAUUGAUAAAUAAGACAUUUGCCUUGAUUCAAAUGUCAUACCGUAUAUCAAACCACAUAAAACUGGAAUGACUUACACUUUUCUAUUAAAAAAAGCUAAGAAGCUUUGCUUUUUGAUAACUGUCUUAAGAUUAAAUGGAAAAGCUCUUCAGAUUUCUUUAAAAUUGUCUGAACUUAUGUUAAUCAGUUUUGAAGGCACAUGGUGCUCUACUUUAGAUUUAUUCCAUAUGCUCUUGUUUAAUAUUGGAUUUACAUAACUGUUUUACUGCACAGUAUUGAAUUGGUGUCCUUUGCACAGUUAGCAGUAAAUAAAAUUAGCAUUUAAAUUUGCUGAAA
This is a messenger RNA of Erinaceus europaeus (western European hedgehog), 4057 nucleotides long. RefSeq names its product ALG13 UDP-N-acetylglucosaminyltransferase subunit (gene ALG13). Gene Ontology annotation, biological process: dolichol-linked oligosaccharide biosynthetic process. NCBI's taxonomy places the organism in Eukaryota, Metazoa, Chordata, Mammalia, Eulipotyphla, Erinaceidae. Gene Ontology annotation, molecular function: hexosyltransferase activity. The record is from RefSeq and is a predicted model, not a curated record.